GCGACACUACCAUUCUUCUGCCCCAUCAUGGUGGACAACGCUUGCACCCGAGCUUGCGUCUAGAUCCCUCCUAAACGCAACAAGGCGCCGGCGUGUCGAAUGUCCUUCUUCCUUAACAAACGGUUUUCAUCGUAGACUGGGCCGAAACUCGUUUCCGACAUCUUCGUCCCCAGAGUACGGCAAACGCAUGUCACUCCAGCAUACAAAUGGUGGGACGGUUCCCUCUUCCCACGAGGCUCUUGGCGACACCGGGCCCAAAACUUCAUUAGCUCAACUGGAUUCGGAACCCAUUGAUUUCAAAAAUGAAAAGUGCCUCUCCUUGUGGUCAGACAUCAGACCGGUACUGGCUGUCUGCUCAAUCCCCGAGCUUCACAAUCAUCCAUCCUCCAAGGAAAUAAGCCGGGAAAAUAACAUCCUCUCACAAGUAGCAUCCAAGUUGCCGACCACCAAGUCAGAGGCCCUGGAGGUCCUUCGAGUGCCAUCUAGUAGGACAAUGAAAGAGAGUUACAUAGCAAUCGAGCUUCCAUUCAAACAACAACCACACCUUGCUCAAUUGUAUCAAGGAUGUGACGCUGUUAUACGCAUAGGCAAACUGCUGGAAGAUAUCGACACUUUGGCUUGUAUGAUUGCACACAAGCAUUGCCUUCCUACCGGUGCUUCGCCCGACCACGCCCAAAAGAUAGGCCUCAUCUUGAUCACAGCCGCCGUAGACCGUAUCGACAUGAUCCGCCCAUUACAUUCUGGCGAGGCAGAAGAUCUCAAGCUUUCAGGACAUGUUUUACACACGACCACCUCUGCGCUCGAAAUAUUAGUAAAAGUGUCGGCUGUAGGAAGCGAAGAGAACAAAACCGUCAUGAUUGCUCGUGUGAUUAUGGUGGCCCGUGAUAUGGAAACAGGUGUCAAACGCACUAUACCCAGUCUCCUUCCAGCUCUUGAUGAUCCAUCGGAACAAUCACUGGCGGGAGUUUUCUCCCACGUUCGAGCCAAAAGGCAUGUUCCUCAACUUCCAGUCGAGAAGCCUCUCGAUCUUGUUCACGACCGCUUUCGGCCCACCUCUAGUUCGUAUGACCUCAUUUCUCACCCACUGGUGAGCAUGACAAACUCCGUUUCCGAUCUUCAUAUGAAAGCAGUCCGUUGCACCGAGACGCGUCUUUCAGACUCAGCUUGGUGCCACCCUCAGAAGCGGAAUUUAUAUGGCGCAGUCUUUGGUGGCUACCUGAUGAGACUUGCAUACGAGAACGCGUUCUGUGCUGCUAGUCUUUUUGCUCAAAAGCCGGUUGAAUUAGUAUCCCUUGACAACUUUGAAUUCAAGAGCUCCGUUGAGGUUGGCGCCCUCCUUCAGCUAACAUCUGAGAUCACAAGAAUCAACGACGAUGAAUUAGGAUCUAUUCAGGUAUAUGUGCAAAUCAAUUCGACAAACAUGAUGACAGGCAAAAGCAAAAUUUCAAACAGAGCUUAUCUUACUUUCAAACUCGUAAAGAGUGAGGAGGCAGUGGAAAAAUUUGUGAUUCCCCAGACCGAUGGUGAAGCCCAACGCUGGCUUGAAGGAGAGCGUCGAGCUUUGAGUAACAUCGGGAUGCGAAACCUGGUGCUACAAACUCCUUUGUUACUUUAACUUCAUUCUAUCUUUUCUUGCAUCUUUUAUGCAUAGUAUUUUGGUCAUAAACCAAGUCAACUUCUCUACAUGAAUCGGUCAGCUAGUCCUCUCUGGUAUUGAAUUGAUGGCAUGGCUUUCACUUCAUUUUUCCUAUUUGUUUUGAAUUAUUUAUACGGGUUGAUCGGUAUCCAACUCGUCAUUGUAAGGUGUAUGAGCUCUUUAAUUUAUGAUGUAAUGCCCGUAACAAUUUCCAAUUUGUGAUCCAUUGGAAUCUUUGCUUCUUCUCAAGGCAUAUGAAUCCAAUGGACACAUCAUGAUUGAUGAACAAG
This is a messenger RNA of Melampsora larici-populina 98AG31, 1926 nucleotides long. RefSeq lists its product as uncharacterized. Bases 188 to 1615 code for a protein of 475 amino acids. The transcript is spliced from 17 exons. Lineage: Eukaryota; Fungi; Basidiomycota; Pucciniomycetes; Pucciniales; Melampsoraceae. The record is from RefSeq and is a predicted model, not a curated record. Gene Ontology annotation, cellular component: mitochondrion. Gene Ontology annotation, molecular function: fatty acyl-CoA hydrolase activity. Gene Ontology annotation, biological process: acyl-CoA metabolic process.